Messenger RNA from Symphalangus syndactylus (siamang), 9470 nucleotides. It is a transcript of the gene AMER3, whose product is annotated as APC membrane recruitment protein 3. Gene Ontology annotation, biological process: regulation of canonical Wnt signaling pathway. Gene Ontology annotation, cellular component: plasma membrane. Gene Ontology annotation, molecular function: beta-catenin binding; phosphatidylinositol-4,5-bisphosphate binding. The record is from RefSeq and is a predicted model, not a curated record. NCBI's taxonomy places the organism in Eukaryota, Metazoa, Chordata, Mammalia, Primates, Hylobatidae.
CCGCGGCGGGUGGGUGCGGGCGCCGGGCCUCCCCCUCCCGGCCGCGGCGCGCGGCACCGGGAGCUGACCGUGGUGCUGAGCGCGGCUCGCGCUCCGACGCGGUGCCCGAGCCCGUGGCGGCCGCACCCUGCUGCACUGCCGGCCCCCAGCGCAGCCGGGGCACUGGCAGCAUGGAGCUGAAGAGAGGAAAGACCUUCAUCAAGUCCAGCCUGCAGGUUUCCCACGAGAAACCCCCAGACCCAGCAGCCGUGGCUGCAGCCAGGGAGGGGGCAGGCCCCUGGUCAGUCCUGCCAGGAGGGCAACAGAGGCCCCACAGUGAGAAGGGCCCCCAAGCCAGCCCCAGUGCCCAAGAAUACGACAGAUGCCCCAACAAAGGGGCACAGCUGGACCCCAAAGGGGGACCCGCAGCCCUCUGCGGAGCCACCUUCAAACCGGUGCGAAAGAGCAAGACUCACGACAGCAUGUCUGGGGCAGGCAGGGCGACGGCUGCCACAGGGCAGCUGGUGGGCAGUGCAAGCUUCCCGGGCUCCCCGGGCAGCCGGCGCAUGAUCGACUACCGCCACUUUGUGCCCCAGAUGCCCUUCGUGCCGGCUGUGGCCAAGAGCAUCCCGAGGAAGAGGAUUUCCCUGAAAAGGCCCAAGAAGUGCUUUCGGAACCUAUUCCACAUUCGCAGAAACAAGACUGAGGACUUGGCCUCGCUGGCGGCCGAGGGGAAAAGCCUGCCCUCCCCAGGGGACCCGUCAGACCCUGGGGGGCGGCGAAGCAAAGCCUUCCUCCCCACAGGUGAGGUGCUGGGGCUGGACAGCCUGUGCCAGGACCUGUCGGACAGUGAGCUCCUGGCCGAUGCAUCCUUUGGUCUCUGCAGGGCCCUGUGUGAGGACGUGGCCUCACUCCAGAGCUUCGACUCGCUCACGGGUUGUGGGGAGGUCUUUGCAGAUGAAAGCUCGGUGCCGUCCCUGGAGCUGAAUGAGGGCCCGGAGAGCCCAACUGAGGCUGCUCAGGGCCUGGAGAGCAAGGUUCCCAGGGGUCCUCUCCAGGGCAGUGUGGAGCAGCUGGCCUCACCCGCCCAGAAUGAAGCCUCUGACUUCAUCAGGUUCUGGGACAGUGUGAAUCGCUCAGUGCGUCAGCAGCAGCGUGCCCUGCUAGGCCCGUGGCUUUCAGGCCCCCAGGGGACAGACAGGGACCAACCCCGGCUGGACACAGCUGGGCUCGCUGAGCUGCCCCUCUGCCCCUGCAGGGACCCUCGCAGUGGCUCCAAAGCCAGCUCCGUCGACACAGGUACCCCCAAGAGCGAGCAGCCCGAAUCUGUGUCCACAAGUGACGAGGGCUACUAUGAUUCCUUCUCGCCAGGCCUUGAGGAGGACAAGAAGGAAGCUGAGAGCCCAGGCACUCCUGCUGCCACCUUCCCACGGGACAGCUACAGUGGGGACGCCCUCUAUGAGCUCUUCCACGACCCCAGCGAGGGUCCUGUUGGCCCCAGCCCAGAUGAUGACCUGUGCGUGUCUGAGAGUCUGUCAGGGCCAGCCCUGGGGACGCCACUGUCCAUAUGCAGCUUCCGAGUGGGGGCCGAGGAGAACUUGGCCCCGGCACCAGGCCCCGACCUCCUCAGCCAGGGCUUCCUACAGAGCUCCUGGAAGGGCAAGGAGUGCCUGCUGAAGCUGUGUGACACUGAGCUUGCCAUCACCAUGGGCAUUGUCAGCUGGCUGCGCCGAGGCCCCACGCCCCGUGCCCCACCCACCCCUGGGCAGCCUGCAGCUCCACCUGGUCCCCAGGGAGCCCCCAGGGCACCCACAGAGAAGCUGGGGGGCAGGGAGGGCCUGAUCUCAGAUGCAGGGGGGGCAACAGUUUGCUCAGCACCCAGCAGGCAGGAGCUGUGGGCACACCCGGGCACCACAGGCCUGCUCGCCGGAGAGAGCAAGGCCCUCGGGGGGGCCACACAAGGGACUGGCACACUGUCCAGGGAUGCCUCUCGAGAGGAAGAGACACGAGGUCACUCUGAAGUCUUGUUCUCCUCUGUGGAGUCUGCAGCCACUUGGACAACAGAUACUUCCAGUAAAAACAAGGCCCCAGUCCCUUCUGCCUGGCCCUGCUCCCAGAAGGAGCCUGGGCCACCACGGGUCCUGGGGUGUUUCCGAGGCCCCUGGAGGCUGGCUCAUGGGGGUGACACUCUGGAUGCAGAGCCCAUGCUGGCAGGCUGUGUGGCCCAUGUGGCAGCCCUGAAGAUCAACUCAAAUGACCAGCCCCCGGCUCCAUGGCCUCUAAGGCAAGACAUGGGCAGUGGGCUCUUUGGGCAGUGCCGGGCCAGGGGCCCUGACGUGCUGGAGCAGAAACAGUCCAGCAGCUCCCCCAGCAUGACCACUGUCCAUGGCCUGCCCUACUCGGCCAGCACACAGGACCAGAGGUGUCGAGAUCGUGUCCAGGACCUGAGCUGGCUCAGGGUGGAGCCCACCGGGCUAGGUGUCCAGGCCUGGGCCUCUGUGGAGGACCAGCCCCUGCAGCUCAGCACAGAGGCUGUGAAGCAGGUGGCACACGGCAGCCAGCUGGACUCUGAGCCCCUCUCAGCCCCUGCUGCCCGGCAGAGUUCCCAGGGCCACCAUCCAGAAAGCCUGGGCCUCACUUUGAACAGCCAGCAGGAAGUGGGGGUCUCUGCAAGUGCCCCAGAAUGCCGCUGUAGCCUCCUGGCCCGUGAAGUCCUCCUCUGUGGCCAGCCAGAAGUGGGGGCCUUCGGGCCAGCCAUGGCUGAGCCCCAUCUGUAGGACAGGCUCAUACGCACCAGGAACUGCAUGUGUCUUCAUGACCACUUUCAGGAGAGCCUAGGACUCAAAUCUCUAUCUUUUGUCCCUGAUGUGGGGACUGUGUUGGGGGUGGGGGGUGGCAGGACUCAGGCAUGCAGAGGGUAGCAUGUUCAUGUGGAGGCAUCCUUGUCUGAACCCACCAGCUCAGGCAGCCCACCGCCAAAGACAGUGCGAAGCUGCAACCGCCUAGCUGCUCCUCAUGCAGGGGCUGGAGAGAGGGGCUAGGGCUUGAAACUGAUGGGGAGAAAGAGCUGCACAUUGUAAUUGGAAAGCAGAGAGCCAGUGAGUCUGCCUGGGAUGUGUGGGAAUCCCAAAAGACACAAUCCCAAAUGCCAUAGUCCCAAGUGUUGAGAAUCCAAAAUAUUAAAAUUACUAUACUCUAAAAUCCGAAAAUCGCAAUCCCGAAAGAUCUAAAUCCUGGAAAUAUAAUUCUGGGAAAUUUUUUUUUAAUUUUUUAAAAGAUACUUACAUUUUAAAAGGAUUUAUUUGAGAAACAUAAAAACACAACAGAACACAUCAUCAGCCACUUUACCCAAUAAAAUAGGCAAUGAUAGAUAUUUUUGGAAGCAUAAACACUCAGGUAUACUGACAGUUACAUGGGUGUGAGUUAUUAGCAGACAAACUAUAUUCAUAAAGAAACAGGUCAAAAUGGGAAAUGUAUACAUGCAUGUCACUAUGCUUGGUAAUUGUGUGCACCUGGCUUUAUAUCUGCAGUCAUAUCAUGACCAACAACCUAAGUCUUUUGAUGAAGUCAAUCUAUGAUGCGUCACCACCACACACACAGUUGCCCAAAGAGCGGAGAUGGCAAGAACUUUCAUCUCUCACAAUUGCAGAUGUACACAAAUUACAUCUCUUCAUUUAUUGAGGAAGUUUUGACGUUUUUAUACACACGCACAAUGCUUACACGCGCAGUCAACCUGGGAUGCCGGCAGGGUGGCUCGGGAUGAAAGCCUCAGGACCCAGGAGGGCCAUGGGUGUAAGUCCCAGAGUCCAAAGGCCAGUGAGCUUGAAGCUCUGAUGUCAAGGCAGUGGAAGAAAAGCCUGUCCCAGCUCUCAGAGAGAGACCAAUUAGCCUUCUGUAUUUGUUCUCCCUGGGCCUCAGCAGAUUGAAUGCUGCCCAGCAACACUGAGGGUGGAUCUUCCCCACCUAGGCCCCUCAGACUCACACACUAAUCUCUGGAAACACCUCACAGGCAUGCCCAAAAUAAUGAUCUCCCAGAUCUCUAGGUAUCACUUAACCCAGUAGAGUUCACACCCAAAAUGAAGUCCACAGGUCCACCCCUUGUCAACUUGGCAUCCAUCCGCAUCCCCUUAAACCAUUCUCAGUCUCCAGAUAAAGCCCCAAGCAAGGCAGUAGCUCCACCUAACAUGAUGCAACUAUCCUGGGAUUAUUAUUUUCAAGACUGUAGAUGUUAGGGAUUUGAAACUUUGGAGAUUUGCGUCUUUCAAUAUUUCAAUGUUGGGGACCAGUGUUUGGGACUAUGUCUUUCAGAAUAAUGAUCCAAACUUGUGUGAGGACUGUGAGGCUCAGGGUGGGAGACGGAUGGGGGAGCCGACCUUAGGAGGGCCCACUGACCGACCUCAAUCUGGCCCCAGUCUGGCUUACUCGCUGCCCCAGGACAGGUGGCUACAACAUGCUGAGGGCCUGAAGGGCGUCCCCUCAGGAACAUUGUAUUACUCUGUUUUGUGUUGCUAUGAAGGAUAACUUUAUGUUGCUAUAAAGGAUAACUCUGUUUUGUGCUGCUAUAAAGAAGUUUAUUUGGCUUAUGAUUCUGCAGGCUGUAGAGGCAUGGCACCAGCAUCUGCUGCUUUUUUUUUUUUUUUUUUUUUUUGAGACAGAGUCUCACUUUGUUGCCCAGGCUGGAGUGCAGUGGCACGGUCUUGGCUCACUGCAGCCUCUACCUCCUGGGCUCAAGCAAUCCUCCCACCUCAACCUCCCAAGUAGCUGGGACUACAGGUGUGCCUGGCUAAUUUUUCUAUUUUUUUGUAGAGACGGGUUUUCGCCAUGUUGCCUCAGCUAAAAUGUCUCAAAAUCUCAGCCUCCCAAAGUGCUGGAUGACAGGAGUGAGCCAGGCAGCAUCAUGCAUCCCUGUGCAGCCCUGCCAGGGCUGGCUGGACCCUCCCACCCUUGUUGAUGGGCAGUGCUAGAUUAUUUGUCAUGAAUCAUCCCCUACAAACAAUGAUUUCCCUCUGCUUGCACUCUCUAACUAGAGCCAUGGAUGGCCAAAUGCUCUCUGGGAAGAAGCCAAUGGAUUCUCCUUGGCUCUGCCUGCAAGUAACAAAGGCUUUUGACUCCGCUUCCUCCACGCUGUCAGAUCGCCAUUCCCCUUCAGGAAAACUUCGAAUGGGGCUGUGGACCUCACUCCCCAAAAUGUCACAACACAUGUGCAGCACCCCGACAUUCAGAACCAUGAAGGGAGAAGGUGGCUGGUGACUGUAGGAGGGACAGGUGUCUGUCCUGGGCCACUGUCAGGCCAGCAGGUGCAGGGACAGAUGGGCCAUCCACAUUCUCCAAGAUUAGCUUCUAACUCAACCAGCACGCCUCAGCAAGAUGCCAGGAUGGGGCUCCACAGGCAGCCGCGAAAUGGGCUUCUGGAGGAAAGACCAGCACAGGAAAAGGGGUCAGUCAGGUUGCAGGCAAACUGCUAGGGAAAUCCCAUCUCAUGCAGAGCUCCUACCAAGAGGAGCGUGAGUUGUGCUGCCCUGGCUCGAGAAGAAGGCAGCACAGGAUCCGCAGCUGAGGGUGGCCCUCCCACCAGGGAACGCUGGUCAGUGCCUCUCCUGACUGCCUGACGCUUGGUCUCUGGUGGCCCUAUCUCACCAGCGCUCCCUGAGGCCUGCUGGGAGCAGGACACAGGCUGGAAGUCACAGGUUCCAAAAUGUGCAGCAAGGCUUCUGACCAGGCCCGUCCAGACCUGGAGCCCCUGUGGAGCCACAUCUGAGCCCUCCUCCCAAGACUCACACACAGGACCACAGCAGCAUCACCGAGCCGAGCUGGGGGCAAGUUUCCUAGAUUCACUUACCUGAUCCUUGCAUCAACCUCAAUGCAGUUGUCAGCCCCAUUUUUCAGACCUGGACACGGAGGCACAGGGUGCUGGUGUGACUUGCCCACAGUUAGUGUGUGAGGUGAUGGGUUUUGUCCCGUCCCAGCUCCAAAGGCCCUGCUCUUCCUCAGGCUCCAGAACCCCUCACUGAGCUCCUGCAGUGAAGUCCCCACUCAGAGCCCUCAGCCCUUUCUGCUUUCAGGCUCCAGAUGUCAGAGCACCCUUGGGUGCCAGCCACAAGUGCCCCUCCAGCAGGCUGAGCACCCGGGGGAGGCUGCCGUGACUCAACCCCAGCCCGGGGCUUUGUGCUGCACCUGAGGGAGUAGCCGCUCCGUAAAUCCUUGUUGAAAGAAUGAAGUGUCAAAAGGUUGUGCGUGCUUUUCUGAUUUCUUGUUGACCAUGAGCCUUGUGUCUGAAGGGUGACUCUGGCCUGAGUGCUAGCCGCCUCCCCCCUGGCAGAGACAGAACACUCCCUUGUGCUAUGCUGUGAUGCGGUGACUCGUGGUGAUGGACAGCCCAGCCAGGCCCAAGGGCGCUGGAAAGGGCAGGAAUCCAGGGGGUCAGGGAGUGGUCAGGAGGGCCUGGGGUCCAGAGAGGGGCAAUGGGUGCCCAGGACCCAGGCCAUGUGGAGGCGUGGUCUACAAUGACCCGGCUGCAGGGCCAUGCCUCCUGGGAGGACCUGCUGGCCUCGGCUCUCCACUUGGGGGCACUAUAGACAACCCCAGAACCCCACAUUCAAAUUCGGCAUCUGGGGCUGGGGUCCCAGGAGUGGCCUGCUAGGAACCCUGCUGGAGGAUGGAGCAGGCAGUGUGAGCUCCCUCAGGGUGACCUCUCUCUUUCUGCACCCCACCCUCAGCUUGUCUUUCCCUGCAGGCCUCAGGGUGACCCACUGUGGAUAAAGAAGGGAACUUCAAGCCCAGCUCCCGGAACACGUGCCUAGCCCAGUGCUGGGAGCAGAAGAGGCUGGCUGGGCAUGUUCAGACCUCCUUGGUCAUUUCCAGCCCUCUCGUCCACACGUGGCUGUAGAGGUGACAGCAGAUUUCCCCACGUGAAAUAAAAUCCUGAGAAGUCAGUCCAGUUGCCCUAAGCUCACAGCUGUCCCACAGAGCUUGAGUGGCUCGCCCAGGCUCCCAGAGUCCCACAGGUUUCAGAAAAGGGGUUUGCCCAGGGGCUGUGCACUGGGGCUUCCAACCUGCCACGUUGUGCUGGGAAGCUGGCAACAUUGGGUAGGGCCAGGAGAGAGAGAGGGAGGACAGGGAGAAGGACAGGGAGGACGGGCAGGAGGCGCUGAAAAGGAGAAGGGGCAAAGGCCAGCACAGGCAGGGAGAGACUGCAGACCACAUCCCAGGAUGCUUCAUGUCUUUCUUGGUUUCCUAUUUUAUUUUAUUUUCUGGAAUGGGAAUAAAUACACAGGAUACAAAACUCAGAAGGCACAGCAGGGAAACAGCGAAAGUGGAAUCUCCAUCCUUCCUCCCUCAGCCCUCUGUUGUUACAAAAUUAAUCCACUCUGACAGAAGGCAAAAUUGCAACAAAUUUCAUUACAGAUCUAAUUGGCUUUUAUUUGUUAUUGGUGAAUGUGGCAGCCUCCAUUCUACAAAACAGAAUGAGAGCUGCUCCAGGCAAUGACAGAACACUGGGUUUUGUAAGGUGGGGGCAAAAAAACAGUAACAGGAAAGAAGCUGAUCAGUUAACAGCAGGCUACUUCAGGUGACUGCACUGUAAGGGCUGAAGCAGAGAGGCUUGCUUACCACAUAGACGCUGGGAGACUGGAAUCUCUCAUUUCCAGGAAAAAUUGGUCUGUUUUGGAAUCUAUCUGCUUAAAGUUUCAGUUUGGUGAUGUGGCAUUUAGCACGAGUGAUUGUGUUGGCGUUUGGUCUGGUCUGUUGGGAUCUGGGGCAGGAGCUCAGUCCAGAGCCAGGGCCGCCUGGGAUUGUCUUUUUACAACAGUGACCACACCCAAUCCAAACAGCCCCAGUGCACAGGCCCCUUCCCUCCUUUUCUCCAGCCCUGGUGGGAGUCAUCAGACUCUUUGUAUUCCUGUGACAUACAUACUGUUAACGGAGAAACCAUAUUCUGUGGAAUAUCUUCAAGAGGCUUAUCCUGAGCCAAUAUGAGUGACUGCGGGCCCAGGAAAACACAGACCCAAGAAGUCUGGAGUCAGUGGGCCCAAAGCAGUCGGAUUACAGUUUAGUUUUAUGCAUUUUAGGGAGGCAGUGGUUACAGGCAAAGACAUAAAUCAUACUUGCCUGAAAAAUCUACGUAAAAUAAUAAAACAUGAAAAAAAGUGGGGGGGGGAAAGAUAUAAAUCAAUCAGGGAAGUAUACAUUGGUCCAGCCCAAAAAGGUAGGAUGUCUUGAAGUGGGAGGGAGGGCUUACAGGUUAUAGGUGGCUUUAGAGAUUCUUUAAUUUGCAAUUGGUGAAAGGAGUCAGGCUCUGUGUAAAACUCUGAGUCAGUAGAAAGGAAGUUUUCAGUUCAGGUAAGAAUGCUAUCUAUGUAGCAAGAUUGCUGGCCUGCAGGCUGACUUAACCCUGGCCUUGCAUGGCCUUAGGUCUUGCUUAUAAUUUGGCAUCUUAUUGACCCAAAGAGUCUGUUUUGGCUGGUGCAGUGGUUCACACCUGUAAUUCUAGCAUUUUUUGAGGCCAAGGCAGGAAGAUUGCUUGAGUCCAGGAGUUUGAGACCAGCCUGGACAAUGUGGUGAAACCCCAUCUCUACAAAAAAUGCAAAAAUUAGCCAGGCAUGGUGGCUCUCACCUGUAGUCCCAGCUACUUGGGAGGCUGAGGUGGGAGGAUCACUUGAGCCCAGGAGGUUGAGGCUGCAAUGAGCCAUGAUCAUGCCACUGCACUCCAGCCUGGGGGACAGAGUGAGACCCUUGAAGGGCGACAGGCUAGUCAGAGACGACACCAGUGGCAGCCAAGAGAUCUUUAUUGGAGGUAUCAAGCAGAGAAAGAAGAGAAGAGAGAGAGCUGCUGGUGUGCUGGGUUUUAUAUCCCUUGGGCCUACACGGGGCGGGCCCAAGGGAAGACGGGAGAUGCUUCUUUCUGAUUGGCCCGCCUUUGGCGGGUUCAGACAGUGCCCGGUCAAGGAGGGGAGAAGAACCCGGAACCGGCGCCAUUAAGGUACCCCUGUUACCUAACAACCCUGUCUCAAAAAAAAAAAAAAAGUCUCUUCUGUCAAUUUUAUGGUUUCUGUUUCAACAUUAAUGCUGGUCAGUUGCACCUAAACUCCAAAAGGGAGGGGGUAUAAAGAGGUGUGUCUGCCCUCCCUUCUCAUCAUGGCUGAUAAUUUAGAUUUUACGGGUUUUCUGGGGUCUCCUUGGCCAAGCGGGAUUCCAUUCAGUCAGUGCGGGGCUUAGGAUUUUAUUUUUAGUUUACAACACGUGAACUUUAAUGAAUUUUUACUGCCCAGGACAUCCUCCCCAGCUUAGCAGGCACCGCAGUGGGCAGCUCCCCCAUCCUUCUGCACAGCUGCUCUCCUGGAGAGAGCAGUUAAACACUCCCCUGUUGAAAGACAUUCAAGUUAGUUCCCAUUUGCUGUUAAAAUAAUGCUGCACUCACUCCUUCAUUCCCGGAAGUGUUUACCACUAAAGUCCUCUUCAAGAUUGUAAAAAUGAAACUGACUUGUCAAAGAAAA